CACAUAUACAUCGAAGAGAUACAUGUGCUGACACAACUUAUCUUUUUGUAUAGGAUUUGGAUACAACUACCGAACUUAUUAAUCUCACUGUUACUGUAUAUAUGAUUUUUCAAGGCCUGUCUCCGUCAUUUUGGGGUUCUCUGGCUGAUGUUUGGGGGCGCCGACCUGUCUAUCUCUCCACUCUGCUUGUGUAUAUGGGUUCAUGUAUAGGUCUUGCCCUUUCACCCAAGUAUUAUGUCCUUCUUAUUCUACGUAUGCUACAAGCGUUCGGUUCUAGUUCAGUCAUUGCUAUCGGCGCCGGUGUUGUGGGCGAUAUUGCUACACCUGCUGAACGUGGUGGCUACUUUGGAUUAUUUUCCAUGGGACAAAUGUUGGGCCCUGUGAUCGGUCCUGUAUUAGGCGGCAUCAUCAGUCAAUACCUCAGUUGGCGAUGGAUUUUUUGGAUUUUACUCAUCAUUGGUGCAGCAUUCUUUACAGCCAUUUUGUUCCUUUUACCAGAAACAUUACGAUCGUUGGUGGGUAAUGGAGGUGGAUAUGCUAACCCAACACCGUCACAAUGGCUACGAAGGAAACGUCGUGCACAAAAAGAAAAAGUGAUAGAUGAGAAGCAUCAACAACAACAACAGCAAGAGAUGGUCUACAAUAGUGAGAGAGACGAUGAUUCUUCAACUAUUCAUGGUGGAGAUGAGGAACAUGAUGGUGACGCUCAACACCAUAGAGUAGCAGUGGACAACUCGAGACAACAGCUGCCACUUCAAACAUCCAAAAACCGAUUUUUACAGAUACCCAACGUCACUCAGCCCUUUUUAUACUUAUUGGAGAAGGAUAUCUUCUGCGCUCUUAUUUAUAACGCUAUUCAUUAUGCUACCUAUUAUUGCUACCUCACUUCUACCACCAGUCAAUUUAUCUUGUUGUACAAAAUGAACCAAAUUCAGAUUGGCCUUUGUUUUCUAUGUCAAGGCGUUGGCUGCAUUAUUGGCUCCUUUGUCACGGGAAAAAUCCUUGACCGCGAUUUUAGAGUGGUCGCUAAGCAAUCGUGCCAUGCUAACGUGACACGUGGAAAACUACCCGUCGAUUUUCCUAUAUUCAAGGCGCGUCUGCGGUCGAUGUGGAUCGUAGCGGCUGCUAUCCAAAUAAUUACUCUGUUUUACGGCUGGAUGCUUCAAAUUCAUGCCCAUUUAGCGGUCGCUUUAGUACUACAAUUUAUUGUUGGCUUCUCCAAUACGUCCAUGUUUAACAUUUUCCAGACGUUAGCCGUCGACCUGUUCCCGGGCAAAAGUGCUACCAUCACAGCCAGUAAUAAUCUGGUUCGUUGUCUGCUUGGCGCUGUAGCUUCUGUGUCGAUUGAGCCCGGUAUCAAAGGUGUUGGCGUAGGAUGGUGUUUUACCAUCAUUGGCUUGAUUUGUGUUGCUUCAAAUGCCUUGGUGCCAGUAUUGUUCAAGUAUGGCCCGCGUUGGAGAAAGGAAAGAAUAGAGAGAUUGGCACGUAGAGCCAAACAACAAGUACAAUAGACCAAUAGCAUGAUUCCUCUUUUUUUUUUUUU
Molecule: messenger RNA, 1543 nt
Organism: Mycotypha africana
Lineage: Eukaryota; Fungi; Mucoromycota; Mucoromycetes; Mucorales; Mycotyphaceae
Product: major facilitator superfamily domain-containing protein
Exons: 1
Coding region: 102-1511 (469 amino acids)
Biological process (GO): transmembrane transport
Molecular function (GO): transmembrane transporter activity
Source: RefSeq, a predicted model, not a curated record